Molecule: messenger RNA, 1472 nt
Organism: Fundulus heteroclitus (mummichog)
Lineage: Eukaryota; Metazoa; Chordata; Actinopteri; Cyprinodontiformes; Fundulidae
Product: angiogenin
Exons: 2
Coding region: 178-777 (199 amino acids)
Source: RefSeq, a predicted model, not a curated record
GCGCCACAGGACACCCGUGUGGUGACCGCUGUGCAUUGCGCACUGCGCAGGCCCCUCCCGCUUCACACGGGAAGUGAAACGUGGAAGUGCAACUGAAUCUGCAGAUUUUACUACCUUUGUUUGACCAGAUGUUUUUUUCCCUUUCUGAAGCCAGAACCAGAUUUCUUCUCUACGGGAAUGGCGGCGUACGCAGCGUGCCUCUCUGUCGCUGCCUGUCUCCUGCUUGCUCAGCAAACAUCUGCCAGAAACGACGCGCCCUGCCAGCUCUCCAGGUAUAACAACGGCUACCAAACCUUCCUCAAGCGCCACCUUCCCCCUGGGACUCCAAGUUCUCUGAAUCAGAACGAGUGGGAGAAAUUCAUCAAGAGUCUGGGAGGCUGUGACAGACCCACGCAGUCCUUCCUCCACCCAGAUGAGCUGGAUAAGGUGCGUUCCGUGUGCAGCAGCCAAGGAGGGAAGCAGCUGAAGGACAACCUGUGCAUCAGUAAGCAGCCGUUCACCUUUGUCACGGUGAGGAGCUUCCAGGGAACCUGUGGGAUUAAAUCGAUCACACAGGAAACCAAACACCUGAUCCUGGCCUGCGAGGUGUUGGAGAACCAGUGCGUCCCGGUCCACUUUGAAGGAAACUCAAGGAAUGAAAAGCCCAGCAACAACGCCAGAGACUGCCAGGAUCCCGAGAGAGGAAGCCAGGACCCUGGGACCAGAGGUCAUGCUCCCACCUUUAAAAUGACACCACUCUGGUUGUUUGUUUUAAUAUUUAUCUUCCAUGGAUUCUGACUUUUUUUUUUUACCCCCAAAACAUAAUUUCAACAAUUAGUUAAGACCAACGUUUUUAUCUGCAGACAGUUUUUUACUUUCGGUCUUGUUGUUUUUUUAAUUUAAAAACUGUAAUUGCCUGAGAAUCUCAUAAACCAAAUGUAUUUCUACGUAUUCCAGCCACACUCUCCUCGUGUAUUUGCAUGUGUUUUCAGUCCAGUUUUGAACUUGAUUUUUUUUGCUGUAAUCCUUCAAUCAAUGAUGUUUAAGGUAUAAGAGACAAUUUUAGGUACCAAGCAAAGCAAAAAACAGAUACAGAUUGAUGGUUUGAUGAGCGUUCUCCGAUUUCAUACAGUCAGCUAUGCUCCAAAGAACUUACUUUUAUAGCUGCUGUUACUUUGUAACAACAAAACCAAUUUAUUAUACAAAUGUCUGUAUUUUAAAAUAUUAUUACAACAGAAUCACGUCAGCCAAAAGUAUUUUCAGUUUUGUUUUAGACUGCAACAUUUCAUUCAGACCCUCCUAUGUAUUGGCAUGUGUUUUCCGGCCAUGUUUUAACUUGACUUUAGUAGCUGUGUAAUCUUUGUUCUAUGACCUUUUAGGACUGAAAUACAAAAAAGUUUUGCUAUAAAAGGGAUGUAAAUCGUAAUUCUCUCAGGGCACUUUGAAAUUACAUACAAACUGUAUAAUAAAAGAGUUUUUAUGACCCUGUGAAA